Oryctolagus cuniculus (rabbit) is the source of this 3704-nucleotide messenger RNA. Lineage: Eukaryota; Metazoa; Chordata; Mammalia; Lagomorpha; Leporidae. The record is from RefSeq and is a predicted model, not a curated record.
CUCUCUCGCAGGGGCGAAGAUCUGCAUGCCUGCGCCCGGCUCCCCUGCUCCACGCCUGGUGAACUGAACGGUUCACGCUGGCCAAAGGAGGUUUCUGCUUGUUCUUGCUGGAUUGUGGGAUGGCGCAGAGGAGCCAAUUCGUAAUAGAGAGGAAAUGAGCAGACUCCAGACCUCUGGUGACACUGCGGGGGAGGGCAAGGGGCUCACUGGGGGGUUCCUGAGACGGGUGCUCUGCCUGUGACCUCCUCCUCAACACCAUCCUUUCAGGACGCCUGACCUGCAGGCCACGGGCAUUCCUGCGGCAUCAGACCAGGUUGCUCACCAGCGGCUCCACGACGUGUGGGGCCCGUGUGUGUGUGUGUAUGUGCGUGUGUGUACAGGUACAUGUGUGCGCAUAACAAGUAAGCUCUUUCAAAACACUAACGCUGCUUCUGAAAGCACGGGGCGCUAAUUAUGUGUCAACUUUGAUCCCGCGUCACAUGUGCCGUCUUGUUACACCUGAAGGAAGUUUUUGUUCUGAGGGGUUGUGUGAGCAAUGCGUACGGCGUGUAUUUGCCGGCUGAUCCACUGGUGUAGCGUGCUGGUGUAAGGCAAGCACAUCUGCGUGUCUCAGCUUUGCGAGAGCGAGAGCGUGUGCCACAGUGGGAAUCACAGCUGAGCCGCCUCCUUCCCCACAGCUCCCACCCCGUGUGCAGGACACGCUCACGGUAACCAGUACUGCAGGAUUGGGGACCGGAGAGAUAACGGAUGGAUGGCACACAUGCCUGCACGCGUGCUGGUGUUUGUGUGUAUUUGUGCACAUGUGCCGUGCAUGUAUGCACACGAGCACGCUCGUGCAUGUGUGCCAGCAUGUGCAUUUGUGUGUCCCAUGUAUGUGCUUGCGUGUUUAUGUGUACAUUGCAUGUGCACGCACGUGUGUGCAUGGGUGUCGGGGGCUGUCCUAUGCACUGUACAAUGCCUGGCAGCAAUCCACCCCCGCCCACGAGACACCAACUGUGCUGCCACACCUCACCCCUGCCGGUGAUAAGGGACACCAAUUGUGCUGCUGCACCUCACCCCUCUGGUGACAACCGCUUCUCACGUUGCCCGGUUUCCUCUGAGGCGAGGCCUGUGGAGGACCUCUGUCCAGGUGCUAAGGCCACAAGAGAACUAAGCUCAUCACCUCCCCUGCAGGCCUGCGUGUGCUGGCUCAAACCUGCAAUUUUAGCUCAAAACUGCCCAGAGUCUCACAGGGAUUUUUUUUUUUCCAGACAGUGUGAAUUUGGGGCUAAAGUAAAAAUAUCAGAAAUAAAACAGAAAUGGUUAGGAAAUGCAAUCCCUUUUUUGAAGCCCUCUUGCUGAUGAAAACUCAGCAUUUUAGGAUAGAAGAGAGGUGCGGAGUCAUCAGCUGUGGUGGACACAGGCCGAGGUCACCUGCCCUCAGGGCGUGCCAGGCCCGUGGGCAUCGGCACCCUUGGGGGCAGAGACCUCAUGCCAGGCCCGUGGGCGUCGGCACCCUUGGGGGCAGAGACCUCAUGCCAGGCCCGUGGGCGUCGGCACCCUUGGGGGCAGAGACCUCAUGCAGCACAACCAUCACAAAUCCCAGGGCCUCAACUUAUGCACUAACCCCGAGGCCUCACCCGGCUUCUCCAACCUGUCCCUCAGCUAGCCCGUACCUUCGUUCAAAUUCAGCAUCAAUCUGUCCAUUCAACCACCCCCCAAAGCACCCUCCAUCCAACAUCCACCCAUCAUCUACCCACCCAUCCACCUGUUCACCCAGCCUAAAUCCUACCAUCAUCCAUCCAUCAUCUACCCACCUGUUCACCAUCCACUCGUCCGUCCAUCCAUCCAUCCCAUCCAUCCACCCGGGCAGCCAUCUGCCAUCCAUCCAUCCACUUCUUCAGCAUUUACUUAACCAUGAGCACGUCCUUCUCACUGGAAGCACACACACGCACAGGUCCACACGUAUGCAGGCGCACACGUGUACAAGCAUGACAAGUAAACGUGCACAUGCAGUACAUGCACCAGCACGUGUGUACCAUCCAUCCGUCAUCUCUCCAGUACCUGUGGAGGAGGGGGAGGGGCACCGCCAGGCGGAGCCCAGGGGAGCUGUGUGGUGGGCAGCGUGCGUCGAGCCCCAAGUGCCCCCCGCAGGAGGAGAGCACACACUUAUCCUGAAGACUGGGGGGAGGGGGGCGCAGCGACAUGACCUGGGUGUGGACAGCAGACGGCAGACUGAGCGACUGAAGGCUUGGGAAGGCUGAGCACGCAGGGCAGGGCCUCCCACGCCGCGGCGGCUACUGGCACAGGCACCCAGAGACCUGGGGGUCGGGGGAGUCCAAGGAGGCGGAGCACCAGAAGUCUGUCCCGCUGGGGCCGUGGGGAGUGAGGCCUGUCCUCGGCCAGCCCUGGAGAGGGUGCAGGAGGAGCCUGUCCCCUCCGCCUUGUCGUGGCAGGAGCUGCCAGGCCCCACAUGCUGCAGCCAGGCCUUGGGCCCUGUGACGCGAUCAAGACAAGAGGCCCAACGAGAGCCUCUGGACUGGGUGCCCGCCUCGGUCCUCUCAGAGCCUCCUCCCAACCCAGGGGCAAAGCUCCGUGUGCAGCGGGCAGAGGAACCCCAGAGACAGAGCCAAUCGAGCAAGCAGGGAAAGACCGGCUGGGGUGAAGAGAGGGCACACGAGGAGAAGCAAGCUUUGCAGGACCAUUGUUAAUACCUUAGCAGAGGCCGGCGCCGCGGCGCACUAGGCUAAUCCUCUGCCUUGCGGUGCCGGCACACCGGAUUCUGUCCCGGUUGCCCCUCUUCCAGGCCAGCUCUCUGCUGUGGCCUGGGAGUGCAGUGGAGGAUGGCCCAGGUCCUUGGGCCCUGCACCCGCAUGGGAGACCAGGAGAAGCACCUGGCUCCUGGCUUCGUUGGCCGCAGUGGCCAUUGGAGGGUGAACCAACGGCAAAAGGAAGACCUUUGUGUCUCUCUCUCUCUCACUGUUCACUCUUCCUGUCUAAAAAAAAAAAGAAACCUUAGCAGAGACGAGAGACACCGCCCGAGCAAGAAACAAGAACAGAAGUCUAUAAAAAGGAUCGGGAUCAGGCAGAGAACAAACCCGAGAUUCAGCGCGUGACGUCUCAGUACUGAGACUGGAGACAGAGUGGGACAAGGCUUCCCAGAAGUCAGAGCAGAAACAAACAGAAACAGGAGUUCGGGGAGAAAAUGAGAAGGCAGACAACAAAAAAGGCAUUUAGGGAGCAGGGUCGGAGUCACCCACAAAACAGCUCCAGACCUGCAGCCCACAGAAGCCCAGCACCGCGGGACAGUGCACGCACGGGACACUCACAGCCCACAGACGCCCAGCACCGCGGGACAGUGCACGGGCGGGACACUCACAGCCCACAGACGCCCAGCACCGCAGGACAGUGCACGGGCGGGACACUCACAGCCCACAGACGCCCAGCACCGCAGGACAGUGCACAGACGGGACACUCACAGCCCACAGACGCCCAGCACCGCGGGACAGUGCACGGGCGGGACACUCACAGCCCACAGACGCCCAGCACCACGGGACAGUGCAUGGGCGGGACACUCACAGCCCACAGACGCCCAGCACCGCAGGACAGUGCACAGACGGGACACUCACAGCCCACAGACGCCCAGCACCGCGGGACAGUGCACAGACGGGACACUCACAGCCCACAGACGCCCAGCACCGCGGGACAGUGCACAGGCGGGACAC